AUGGCUGAUGCGACGGCGAGCACCGGGGCGACCUGUGUGGAGAAGUUUAAAAGUUAUGUGAAGACGCAGAAAGGAUUCAUCCUCGCUGGAGAAAUACUGCUCAGCUUCAUCAUCAUCAUCUGCUAUGCGGCGUCUGUGUACACAGGGUACUCCGCUCUGGCCAUCUGCGAGAUGAUCUUCGCCAUGGUGUUCUUUGGCAUCUUCAUGAUGGAGCUGGACAAGCAGUUCCAGCUCGUCAACUGGAUGUGGAGUGACCUGUUCCGUGCAGGCAUCGGUGCAGUCCUCUACAUCAUCACGUCUCUGGUGUGUGUGAUCGGAGGAGCAGGGGACGGAGCCCGGAUCGCUGGAGGGGUCUUCGGUCUUAUUGCUGGCCUCCUGUUUGGAUAUGACACCUACACGAUUUAUCUACAAAUCAAGAGCACUAGGCAGCACACAGCGGCCUCUACUGAUGAUGGAGUCUAA
Molecule: messenger RNA, 462 nt
Organism: Knipowitschia caucasica
Lineage: Eukaryota; Metazoa; Chordata; Actinopteri; Gobiiformes; Gobiidae
Source: the annotation of a GenBank genome assembly